This is a messenger RNA of Polypterus senegalus (gray bichir), 4268 nucleotides long. RefSeq names its product guanine nucleotide-binding protein subunit alpha-11-like. Bases 2125 to 3303 code for a protein of 392 amino acids. Gene Ontology annotation, molecular function: G-protein beta/gamma-subunit complex binding; G protein-coupled receptor binding; guanyl nucleotide binding. Gene Ontology annotation, biological process: phospholipase C-activating dopamine receptor signaling pathway; action potential; adenylate cyclase-modulating G protein-coupled receptor signaling pathway. NCBI's taxonomy places the organism in Eukaryota, Metazoa, Chordata, Cladistia, Polypteriformes, Polypteridae. The transcript is spliced from 8 exons. Gene Ontology annotation, cellular component: heterotrimeric G-protein complex. The record is from RefSeq and is a predicted model, not a curated record.
CAGAUUUCUGCUUUACUCCGCUUACAAUGGACAGGUUGGUGCCGCAGGCUAUCUAACCGACAUUGUGAAGUAAUAAGGGUGCGCGCGAGCUCACUCUCACGCAGACUCAGCCACAGCCCCGCCUCUGAGGAUAAUUACACUGAAGUGUUUUAAGAAUCGCUUCACCUUAACAGCUCACCUCAGUCGCGGAGCUGAAACAUGCAGUCGGUCUCGUUCGAGCCGCUGUGGUGACCUCGCCUUUAUACAAGACCUCAACCGGAGACAGUGAACAGAAAAAUCUGUCAAGAAACCAAAGUAAAGAAGUAGCCCCCUGUUACCAGACGAUACUACAGAAGACAAGAUUUGUUUAAUACAGCAAACUACCGAAAGACUGCUCGGAUUAUCUCACUGGGACACCAGCAAGGAGUGACAUCAAGAACACUUCACUGGGCGACAACAAAGACAUUGAGUAACUCAGGUUAGCAUCUUGGAGUGAGUCAUUAACACAGCACCCAGUGGGAAACACAUCAGCAAUAAGAGGGUCUCUCCUGGUACUGAGUAAUAGAAAAGGGGGCUCCCGUUCACCUCACAGACACAUCACCUAGCAGUAAAUGUCAUCUGUUAUUGUGUGUCUCAUUUGAGUAACACUUUAAUGCAGAGAGAGAAAGCUGUCCAGACCGUAAUGAAAGAAGCCUCACUGAAGAGAGUGUGCCAGUCAACUACCCAGUGCAUCAUCUAGGAUUGAGUGCCAUCUGGUAACUCAUUAAGACACAAGCAAAGUGUGUGUCUCAUCCGGACAAUCCAUCCACCUAGGAGGUGGGAAGACAAGCUCAUCUGAGAAAUACAUUAUUGAGACAAUGGGUCAGCAUAUCAUCUAGGACUGAGUGUGAUCUGUCAACUCACCUACAUGAAGAGGGAUGGGUGACCUCUCACCAUUCAACUGACCAGCACAUCAUCUUGGGAUUAAACUCUCUGAUUAACACAGUGACAUAAGAGUGACAACAGUGCCUCAUCUGAGUACCUGUCAACUGCCCAGCAUAUCAUCUAAGACCAUCUAUUAAUUUAUUAAUACAUAAGAAAAGUGUCUGUGUCUCGUCUGGGCAAUGCAUUCACCUAAGGGUGUAAAUUGACCAAAACAUCAGUGAGGAGACGCGCUUAUCUAAGUAACCCAUUUUCGAGUCCACUGUCUAGGACGUCAUCAAGGAUUGGAGGUCAUCAGUUAACUCCGUAACACGAGAGUGACAGCAGUGCCUCAUGUGCGUUAUCUCACUGAGGUGAAUGUGCCACCCAUCACCUGACCAGCUCAUGAUCUGAGAAAGAAGUCUUAUCUGUUGGCUCGUUACCACAAGAGUGAGGAUUGUGUCUUACCUGGGAUACAGAUCAUCAAGGACUGGGCCUCACAAGUGGAAUAGCGAAGGGAGUGUUAGAGCUGUUACCUCAAAACGAUGGAGAGCAGCCCUUUUUCUCUGUAAACUCACGGUAAGUCUUCUUGGCUCCUAAAGUGGGAAACACAUCAUGGAUGAGUGUGUCGUCUCCUGAGCCUGUUAUAAAUGAGAGGACUUCACCUACUGUCUUGUGCCAUUUCAUUAACCUAACUGGGGCAGGAGCCUCGACUGGAUAGCAUAUCAGCGAGAGAUUUCCCAUAAUGAUCAGUUCACGGGCAACAUCAGCUAAAAGAAAAGUCCUAUCCAUAAGUGGACACUGAAAUGGGUGUCUUAAUCGGGGAGUGUCACAGAAAAAAAGACAUCUUAACCCAGCAGCUGGGAAGCUUUCUGGAUUUGAUCUCCACCUUUCAUGGAGUGAGGGGUCUCACAGUGAUUGUGGGAAACCUCAACCAAACAAGUUGACACAUGGAUCCUGUGACAACAUCCACCGUGUGACACACUGCCCUCAGGAUUUAUUUCUGUUUUUACUACCUUUAUGGACGUUUACUUUGAAGAUUGGACCAACUUUGUUCCAAAUUGAGUGGUAUUUUGGGUAAUAUCUUCUGAAUGAUAAUUAGCUUCACAGUAAUUAGAUAAUAAUCUAUAAAGCACAUUUCUUCAAGAAAGCUGAGGCUCAGAAGCACUCGUCCGUGUCUUUGGCUUGACCUUUUUCGUUGCUUCAUGGACAUUGUGUUGCCACCCGUCAGCUUCAGCGGAGAUCAUGGGAGGCUGCUGCUGGUCAUGUUCCCUCUGCUGCUUUCGUAAAUGUUCCUUUUGGCUUUCACCUGAAGAGAAAAGCGUCAUCGAGAUUAACCGGAAUAUCAACAGGAUGCUGAAGGAGCAGAAGAAACAGGAAAGUCACGGCAUUAAAAUUCUGUUAUUAGGAACUGGUGAGAGCGGGAAGACCACUUUCAUUAAACAGAUGCGCAUCAUCCAUGGAGAUGGGUACUCCAGUGAACAAUGCCAGGCCUUCAAGAGGCUUAUCUACCAGAACAUAUACACUGCCAUGAAGUCCAUGGUCCAGGCGAUGGACACGCUCAAACUUUCCUACAUCCUCCCUGGUAAUGAGGAAAACGCCAGGCGUCUGCUGCAGGUUGAUGUUCCUCAAGUACAGACCUUUGAGCCCCAGGAUGUGGAUGCCAUUCGGAGGCUGUGGGAAGAUCCAGGCAUUAAGUGGUGCUACAGAAGACGGCAGGAAUACCAUCUGCUGGACUCGACAAAGUACUACUUGACUCAUCUAGAUCGGAUUGGGCAGCCGAACUACAUCCCGUCCCUGGAUGAUGUGCUGAGGGUCAGAGUGCACACCACUGGGAUCCAGGAAUACUCCUUCACAAUAAAGAAGACCAAUCUCAGGAUUGUUGACGUCGGUGGUCAAAAGUCUGAACGAAAGAAGUGGAUCCACUGCUUUGAGAAUGUAACAUCCCUCAUUUUCCUUGCCUCACUAAGCGAGUAUGACCAAGUCCUCGAGGAAAACAAUCAGGAGAAUCGAAUGAAGGAGAGUCUUGCAUUGUUUUAUAGUGUCAUACAUUCUGCGUGGUUCAUCCGUGCUUCUAUUAUCCUCUUCCUCAACAAGGAGGACAUUCUACAGGAGAAAAUUCACACUUCACACUUAUGUUCCUAUUUCCCAAAUUUCAAAGGUGAAAAACAAAACGCAGAUGCAGCCAAAGACUUUAUCUGCAACAUGUACAAGGACCUCCAGCGUCUGAAGCCCAGAAGAGUGGAAGCCAACCAGACUGCGAGACACAGACAGGUGAAGGAGGAAGAUGAGGUGGAUAUCAGCAAUAAAGAGAUUUACCCCCACUUCACUUGCGCCACCGACACUGAGAACAUCACCCGUGUGUUCAACUCCAUCAAGGAUGAUCUCUUGAAACAGUCCCUCAAAGCCUUUGGUAUCUUGUGAGUCUGUAGUGGGCUACAUCACCCUGUCUUAAGGUGAUGACUGGAGUGACCUGUGAGGUUCUGUGGCUAUAGUUGUGCUGAGUGCAGGUAGAGGACUGUGGGGAGUGAGAGGCAACAUCACAAAAGAAGCACCGAGACACUCUUCAGGUGGGCACAGUAGAGGCCUGGGAAAUGAACACCGCACCCUCAUCCACACUGUGUCUGUCAAACUGGUGUAUAGGUGGUAAUGGAUCCUAAUCCUUGGUGAGAAAGAUGAUGUAGACCAGAGUUUGAAUGAGUUAUUAAAUUGCUGGACAUUUUCAAAUGGAGGAUUUGUUUGAAUGGCCUUUUAAAGUUGAAAAUGUAUUAGUGUGUUGUCUUAAACAGAAAAAGUAUAUUAAAUAGCAUCCAAGAUCAGUCACAAAAAGUAAAUGUCUACAAAAAUGCUACAAGCCUGUAACACCCACAGAGGUCAGUAGAUGGCAGCAGAAAGUUCCAGUGUAGUAUGGUGUGCAGAAAAGACGCUGAAAGAAGUCGCUAAGGACAUUCGAACUGGACAGACACGGCGCAUUCUCAGCACGAUGUCCACCUCCUAGACACAUAUAUACGGUAAUAAAGAAACAACAUUUUUUAAAAAGUAUUUUACACAUAGAAUGCACAUGGAGUUAAAGGAACACUCCAUCUAAAAAUAUUUUUUGUAUAUAUUACUUACCUCAAAAAAAAUAUUUAAUCUCGUGUUUUCUUUGAGAGCAGACAUAACAAACUUUCUGAAAGAAUGUGACCCAAUGGUGACCAACACUUGACAACAGCAAGUGGCAUCAAAACGUCCAUGAAAUACAUGGAAUCACACUUUUGAAGUGAAACCCGCUUCUCCCUCAUUCAUUUGUCAAAAGUCAUGUCUUCAAUUCGAAAGUGUCAAAAUGAAUAAUAAAAAAAGAAUGUCACUUGAACGACGCUCCUAAAUAUCAUUAAAAGGUCAUUUUGAUA